AUGGAUGAUGGAUAUAGAAACACAAACCUCUAUCAAGGGGGCAGGGAGGCAAAUCAAGUCUUAGACGACUACAGGUACCAGGAUGGUAACUAUGAAGGGUAUGCACCCAAUGAUGGCUACUACCGUGGCGGGGAUGAGCCCACUCAUGAAGAAGAUGCCCAGAGUGAUGUUACAGAAGGCCAUGAUGAAGAUGAUGAGGUCUAUGAGGGGGAGUACCAAGGAAUCCCGCACCCAGAUGACAUUAAAGAAAAGCAGAAGAAGCGAGCUCCUGCCGUGGCUGAUGAGUACAGAGACCGUGCUGACCUUAUGGCAGAGAGGAUGGAGGACGAGGAGCAACUUGCCCACCAGUACGAGAACAUCAUUGAGGAGUGUGGCCACGGACGCUUCCAGUGGACCCUCUUCUUUGUUUUAGGGUUGGCACUGAUGGCAGAUGGGGUGGAAGUGUUUGUGGUUGGAUUUGUUCUUCCCAGUGCUGAGAAGGAUAUGUGCUUAUCCAGUUCGAACAAAGGGAUGCUAGGCUUGAUAGUCUACUUAGGAAUGAUGGUGGGGGCUGUCAUGCUGGGCAGCCUCGCUGAUAAACUGGGAAGAAAGAAAUGCCUCAUCAUAUCACUUACAAUCAAUGCUGCCUUCGCGUUCCUCUCCUCUUUCGUCCAGGGAUACGGAUUCUUCCUCUUCUGCCGCCUUAUCUCGGGCCUCGGUAUUGGGGGAUCCCUCCCCAUCGUGUUUGCCUAUUUCUCUGAGUUCCUGUCUCGUGAGAAGAGGGGGGAACACCUGAGCUGGCUUUGCAUGUUCUGGAUGAUUGGUGGCAUUUUUGCUUCAGCAAUGGCUUGGAGCAUCAUCCCACAUUACGGCUGGGGGUUCAGUAUGGGAACCAAGUACCACUUCCACAGCUGGAGAGUCUUUGUACUUGUCUGCUCUCUGCCCUGUAUCGCCUCUCUGGUGGCACUGAAAUUCAUGCCUGAAAGCCCGCGGUUUUUGCUGGAGAUGGGUAAACAUGAUGAAGCCUGGAUGAUCCUCAAGCAAGUUCAUGACACCAACAUGCGGGCCAAGGGCGAGCCAGAGAGGGUGUUUACGGUUUCCUAUAUUAAAACUCCAAAGCAAGUAGAUGAAUUUAUUGAAAUACAGAGCUCAACGGGGACCUGGUACCAGCGGUGGCUGGUCAGGAUCACGACUACUUUCAAACAGGUCUGGGACAAUGUGCUAUAUUGUUUAACAGCCCAGUACAGGAUGAACACACUGAUGCUGGCUGUGAUUUGGUUUACAAUGGCCUUAAGUUACUAUGGCCUUACUGUCUGGUUCCCUGAUAUGAUCCGGUAUCUCCAAGAAGAGGCAUACGAAUCCCGAGUGAAGAUCUUUGAUGAGGAAGAAGUGUCACAGUUCACCUUUAAUUUCACCCUGGAAAACCAGAUCCAUAGAAAUGGGGAAUACAGAAAUGAUAAAUUUAUUGGCAUGAAAUUCAAGGAAGUGAGAUUUGAGGAUUCAAUAUUUGAGGAAUGCUACUUUGAAGAUGUGACAUCCAGCGAGACCUUCUUCGAAAACUGCACUAUUAUCUCUACUGUCUUUUAUAAUACCGAUCUCUACGAACACAAAUUCAUCAACUGCAGGCUCAUAAACAGCACGUUUCUGAAGGAGAAGGAAGGCUGUCACUUGGACUUUGAGGAGGACAACGAUUUCCUGAUCUACCUGGUCAGCUUCCUGGGCAGCCUGUCUGUGCUGCCAGGCAACAUCAUCUCUGCGUUACUCAUGGACAAAAUAGGGAGGAUAAAGAUGAUCGGUGGCUCAAUGUUGAUCUCGGCAGUGUGCUGCUUCUUUCUCUUUUUUGGCAACAGCGAGUCAGCAAUGAUUGGCUGGCAGUGCCUCUUCUGCGGGGCCAGCAUUGCCGCCUGGAACGCCCUGGACGUGAUCACCGUGGAGCUCUACCCCACUGACAAAAGGGCAACGGCCUUUGGCAUCCUCAAUGGGCUUUGCAAGUUUGGUGCCAUCCUGGGGAAUUCAAUCUUUGCCUCCUUCGUAGGGAUAACCAAGGUGGUUCCCAUCCUUCUGGCUUCCUCUGCUCUGGUUGGAGGUGGCCUGCUCGCUUUGCGCCUGCCAGAGACUCGAGAACAGGUCCUGAUGUGA
This is a messenger RNA of Gymnogyps californianus (California condor), 2118 nucleotides long. It is a transcript of the gene SV2B, whose product is annotated as synaptic vesicle glycoprotein 2B. Gene Ontology annotation, molecular function: transmembrane transporter activity. Bases 1 to 2118 code for a protein of 705 amino acids. The record is from RefSeq and is a predicted model, not a curated record. The transcript has 12 exons. Gene Ontology annotation, cellular component: membrane. NCBI's taxonomy places the organism in Eukaryota, Metazoa, Chordata, Aves, Accipitriformes, Cathartidae. Gene Ontology annotation, biological process: transmembrane transport; chemical synaptic transmission.